Molecule: messenger RNA, 789 nt
Organism: Acanthosepion pharaonis
Lineage: Eukaryota; Metazoa; Mollusca; Cephalopoda; Sepiida; Sepiidae
Source: the annotation of a GenBank genome assembly
AUGGUAGCAGAAAAAAGUUCUCACAGCAGCCGGUUUCGGGGACUGUUCAAAUGCCCUCAUCUAAGUUGCUUACUCUCUGACAUUUUUGCUACAACUCUUGACUACUCUCUAUCAUUUUUUAUUAUAAAAUCAUCCUCUCUGUCAUUUUUACCUGAUCACUCUUGCUCACCCUGUAAUCUUUCUACAAAAUCUCUCUUGCUUACUCUCUAUAUUUUUUUUAUUACAACUCUCUUGGUUACUCUCUAUAUUUUUAAUACAACUCUCUUGCUUACUCUCUAUAUUUUUAUUACAACUCUCUUUCUUAUUCUCUAUAUUUUUAUUACAACUCUCUUGCUUACUCUCUAUAUUUUUAUUACAACUCUCUUGCUUACUCUCUAUAUUUUUAUUACAACUCUCUUUCUUAUUCUCUAUAUUUUUAUUACAACUCUCUUGCUUACUCUCUAUAUUUUUAUUACAACUCUCUUGCUUACAACUCUCUAUAUUUUUUAUUACAACUCUCUUUUUUUCUCUAUAUUUUUAUUACAACUCUCUUUCUUAUUCUCUAUAUUUUUAUUACAACUCUCUUUCUUAUUCUCUAUAUUUUUAUUACAACUCUCUUGCUUACUCUCUAUAUUUUUAUUACAACUCUCUUGCUUACUCUCUAUUUUUAUUACAACUCUCUUGCUUACUCUCUAUAUUUUUAUUACAACUCUCUUUCUUAUUCUCUAUAUUUUUAUUACAACUCUCUUGCUUACUCUCUAUAUUUUUAUUACAACUCUCUUGCUUACUCUCUAUAUUUUUUUAUUAUAA